Molecule: messenger RNA, 2865 nt
Organism: Rodentolepis nana
Lineage: Eukaryota; Metazoa; Platyhelminthes; Cestoda; Cyclophyllidea; Hymenolepididae
Source: the annotation of a GenBank genome assembly
AUGUCUGUAUUAUUGGAAUAUGAAAAAAAUAUCGUUUUGGAUGUAAAUGAGGAUAGUUGCGUAUUCGUUUGUGCUGAAGGAUUAGAUCUUGAUACGAUAAUAUAUACGCUUAUUAAACUUCAUAACGAUCCACAUAACUUAGUUUUAAUAUCCAAUUAUUCACUUCCCGAAGCAAAGUUUAUUACAGCUCGCCUAACUCUUGAAAAUGAAGCAUAUACUCCAUUCACAAUAACUGCAGAAGUGAGUUCGAAGGAGCGCCUUGAAGCAUACCGACGCGGUGGCGUAGUUUUUGUCAGCUCCCGGAUUCUCGUUGUUGAUCUUUUGCGCGGAACAAUGCCAGUAGAACUUGUAACAGGUGUUAUUGUUUUACGCGCUCAUACUUUGCAUGAAUCUAGUCAAGAGGCAUUCAUGCUCCGUUUACUUCGAGAAAAGAACCCCAGUGUGUUCAUCAAAGCUUUCACAGAUAAUGCUAUCGCUUUAAUGACUGGUUAUAAUCGAGUUGAACAUCUAAUGAAUCAAUUCGGAGUUUCUAAACUUCUCCUCUGGCCGAGAUUUAACAUAGAUGUAAUGAAUACGUUAACUGACUCACCAAUUAACGUUGAGGAAUUGCAGGUUUUUUUGACAGCUGAAAGUGUUAACUGCCAGAGAUGUUUGUUGGAAAUGAUUAAGGCUACUCUUCGUGAACUUGUUGAUAUUAAUCCCAUUCUCAACAACGAUGAAUUCGCCCUCGAGUCGGCCCUUACUAGCUCCUUUCAUCAAUUGACAAGUCUCUAUAUUGAUCCAAUUUGGCAUCAGUUGACACAAACCAGUCUUCGACUGUUAGCCGAUGUUGCUGGCCUACGACGUCUUCUAUUCCAACUUAUCGACCAUGAUGCUGUCUCAUUCCUAGAUUCUUUUGAAGAAAUGAGGCAAACAGAGUUGGCUUCACUUCGAAUGAGCAGGUCUACUAAAGUUACCUCGGUUCAACGAGGUGGAAAUUGUGCUAAUUGGCUUCUUAUGGGCCAAUCGGAACAAUUGCUAACUAUCGCUCGAAAACGGGUCUAUAAAAAUUACGAAAAAAGAACCUAUUGUGUUGAAAUUCCCCCAAAGUUGAGUGCAAUUAACUCUGCUCUGGAAGAGAUCUAUUCUAAGUUAUCCGAGACAGACCGACAAAAGAAAUGCCCCGUUCUUAUCCUCUUUCGGCAUUCCCGUAGUAUCGAGAUUGUUCAUUACUUUCUCCAAAAUGGUAGCACGAAGCUACGUGAUUGGCUAGUUCAAGGACGAGUCGCUUAUGAGCAUCCAAUAGAGACCCCAUUAGAGGAUGAUGACUCAUCCCCCAAAAAGAGACAACGUCAACGUAUUCCUGAACCUGCUCUUCCUGCUUAUGCCCGGAGAAAUAAAGGUGCCCCCAAGGGUACAAUUUCGUGUGGAAUGGCCCCCGUUGUGGUGAACGAAAAAGGAGUCGUGUUGACCGAAGUUAAAACUUCAGAGGAGAAGCCUUCUGUUUCAUGUCAGAAGACAAAGAAGAUUGCAGUUGAACCUGAAAUCCCUCCAGAAUCUCCCAUUCCUGACCUUCCACCAGGUUGCAUUUCAGUCACUUUCAGGCCAUCAGAAGGGAAUGAACUAAAGGUCAUUCUUAGGGUACCUCCUCCUGGUUGUGGGGAGGAAGGUGCGCUCUCGUCAAUUGAUACUAAGAGUCUAGAUGGACCGGCUGGACGAUUAGGGGGUGUUCUAACGCGUCUUCGACCUCAAUGUGUCAUAUUUUUUGAACCUUGUGUUGCCUGGGUGCGGGAAGUGGAGGUGUAUGCAGCGAAAGAGGCUAGACGAAGGGCUGCCGAAGGUUUGCCACUUGACCCGGUGAAUGUCUUCUUUAUGGUUUAUAAGGAUUCGGUGGAGGAGCAACGAUACCUAACUCGACUUAGACGGGAGAAAGAGGCUUUUGAAAGCCUAAUCAGUCUCCGUGGCUCAAUUGUCAUCAAGAAGACGGAACCAGCAAUUCCCGUCGCCGAGAGCAAAGAAGUCCCAACCGUUUUUGUUGAUGUGCGCGAAUUUCGGAGUGAAUUACCGGCUCUCUUGCAUCGCAAGGGUCUUAAGGUAAAUCCAAUAACCCUCACAAUCGGGGACUACAUCCUUGCUCCACACAUCUGCGUCGAACGCAAGUCAGUCAGUGAUCUGAUCGGAUCUCUGAAUUCCGGUCGGUUGUAUCAGCAGUGCACUUCCAUGUCUCGUCACUACAUUCAUCCUGUCCUCCUCAUUGAAUUUUCGAUGCCAGCGAACGGUAUAACGUACAAGGCUCCACGUUUUCCUAACUCAGCAGCAUCUUCAUCAGGAGCCUCUUUUGCACUAUUCACCGGCCGAAAUGCAGUUGUUUCAGCUGAUUCGCGGACGGAUUUGGAUCCGCAUCACCUCUUGCCUCGUUUGGUCCUCUUGAUCCUUCAUUUCCCACUUUUGAGAGUGUUAUGGAGUGUUACGCCCUAUUGUACUGCGGAACUCUUUGCAGAAUUGAAGGUUGGUAGAGCGGAACCUACUAUAGAACAGUUGCCACAAGAUAGCGAUGGUUUGGGUGAAGAGAACGCGGAGGCUGUCGAAAUGCUCCUUCGAUUACCCGGAAUCUCCUGGCGCAACUAUCGCCGUGUCAUGGCACGUGUAGACAAUAUCGCUAUGUUAGCUGAUUGCUCGCUUGAACGUCUGAAUGAAAUCCUGGAAAACAGUGAAUGCGCCCAACGACUGUACAAAUUCUUUCACUCGGAGUUUACUCCACCUCCACCAUCGGAGGAAUCAACAGAAGGAACGUCGUCUUCAUCUUCAACUUCUGCAUUGGCUCCUGGAGCAAAGAGACCUCGAUUUGCUCUCGCUGCGCGUGUGAAAACUCGAACUAUGAAAUAG